GAGAGAGAGAGAGAGAGAGAGAGAGAGAGAGAGAGUGUGAGUGUGUCAAGGUAGCAAGUCUGGUGAACAGGUCAGAGUUCCACAUCCGCAGGCAGACCAGCAGAAACUGGAUCAGCAGCACGACAUUGUUGGUUGUCUGGUGGAGCUGAUACUGAUAAUACUGUACUGAUAAUGAUAGGAUCGAAAGAAGGGGAGCGUUGCUUUAUUGAACAUAAAACAUAUUUCAAUAUUUACAACUUUGAAUUGUAGUGAACUUUGUUCUGAAGUUAUAGUGGUCAAUGGGAGAUGGAUAAACUAUGUGAUUCCAUGUUAAGGGGAGAUCUUCUGUGUUCAAAGUGAAGCAGGAGGGCAAAAAAGGCUUCUAACAAUUCAAAACAAUAUUAAACAAACACAAAAUUCCCUGUGUGUGUUUGUUUCUGUGAGUAAGUGUGUGUAAGAGCAGUCUGCCUCAUGUUGAAUGCUGUUUUAUAACAUUUAAAAGCUGUAGCUAAAGUACAGCUAACGUAGCUAUGUAACUCAAUGAUAUUUUAGCAGCCUUAACACCUAGUGACCUCAUCAAGUAGCAGCAGGGUUGUGUUGUGGUGAUUAUUUAGAGAAAGAGAAGAGGAGAGACAGAGGAGAGAGAGACAGAGACAGAGAGAGAGCGAGAGGGAGGGAGACAGAGAGAGACACAGAGAUAGAGACAGAGGGAGAGAGAUAGACAACAUGAAUAGUACCAUCAAUAUUACCAGCAAUAAUAUAUUCAAUCACACCAGUGUGUAAUGCAUUAUGAAAACAUUUAAACAUGUAUACAGUCAGUUAAGAGAAUAAAUAAUUAUAAUUUACAACUUUAUAACAGUCCUACUGUAGGUAUUAAAAACAGUCGUAGUAUUAAUAUCGUCUGUCUUAUUUCCUCAUUCAGAUGAGCUUUCUGUGAUUUGCCAACGUGAACUCAAAUCUAAUCUAAAGAAGAAGUUUCAAUGUGUAUUUGAGGGGAUUGCUAAACAAGGAAACCCAACACUUCUCAAUAAGAUCUACACAGAGCUCUACAUCACAGAGGGUGGACCAGGAGAGGUCAAUAAUGAACAUGAGCUGAGACAGAUUGAGACAACAACCAGGAAACAAGCAAGACCAGAGACUCCAAUCAAAUGUAACGACAUCUUCAAAACCUUAACUGGACAAGACAAACUUAUCAGAACUGUGCUGACAAAGGGAGUCGCUGGCAUUGGAAAAACAGUCUCUGUGCAGAAGUUCAUUCUGGACUGGCCUGAAGGAAAAGCAAAUCAGGAUGUCCAAUUUGUAUUUUCAUUCCCUUUCCGGGAGCUGAAUUUGAUGAAAAGUGAAAAACACACUUUGGUUGAACUUCUCAAUCACUUCUCAAUUGAAACCAAACAAUCAAGAAUCUCCAACUUCGACAAGUACAAAGUUCUGUUCAUCUUUGAUGGUCUGGAUGAGUGCCGACUGCCCCUAGACUUCCAGAAGAACAAGAUCUGUUGGGACGUCACAGAGUCAACCUCAGUGGAUGUUCUGCUGACAAAUCUCAUCAAGGGAAAUCUGCUUCCCUCUGCUCUCCUCUGGAUAACUACCCGACCUGCAGCAUCCAAUAAGAUCCCUUCAGGGUGUGUUGACCAGGUGACAGAGGUACGAGGGUUCAAUGACCCACAGAAGGAGGAGUACUUCAGGAAGAGAUUCAGUGAUGAGGACCUGGCCAGCAGAAUCAUCUCACACAUAAAGACAUCAAGGAGCCUCCACAUCAUGUGCCACAUUCCAGUCUUCUGUUGGAUUUCUGCAACAGUCCUUGAACACAUGCUGAAACAUAAGAGAGAAGCGAUGCCCAAGAUUCUGACUGAAAUGUACACACACCUUGUGGUGUUUCAUCCCAAACAGAAGAAUGAAAAGUAUCUUGGGAAAGAAGAGACAGGUCCACACUGGAAUAAAGAGAGCAUUCUGUCACUGGGAAAACUGGCUUUUCAACAGCUUGUGAAUGGCAAUCUGAUUUUCUAUGAAGAAGACCUGAAAGAGGCUGGCAUUGAUGUCAAUGAAGCCUCAGUGUACUCAGGAUUGUGCACACAGCUAUUUAAAGAGGAAUGUGGUCUGUACCAGGACAAGGUGUACUGCUUUGUUCAUCUGAGUAUUCAGGAGUUUCUGGCUGCUGUAUAUGUGUUCCUCUCAUUCAUCAACAACAAUGAGAAUCUAAUGGACAAACUGCACACAAAAGACGAGCCUGAAGUUACUUUCUACAAGAGUGCUGUGGAUAAAGCCUUACGAAGUGAGACGGGAAACCUGACCCUUUUCCUCCGAUUCCUUCUGGGCCUCUCACUGGAGUCCAAUCAGAAGCACUUACGAGGUCUACUGACAAAGACAAGAAGCAGCUCGUAGAGCCAUGAAAAAACAGUCAAGUACAUCAAGGAGAAGAUCAGGGAGAAUCCCUCUUCAGAGAGGAGCAUCAAUCUGUUCCACUCUCUGAAUGAACUGAAUGACCAUUCUCUAGUGGAGGAGAUCCAAAGCUUUCUGAGAUCAGGAAGUCUCUCUAGAGCCAACCUGUCACCUGCACAGUUGUCAGCUCUGGUCUUUGUGUUGCUGACUUCAGAAAAGGAGCUGGAUGUGUUUGAUCUCAUGAAAUACUCCAGAUCAGAGAAAGGUCUUCUGAGGCUUCUGCCAGUGGUCAAAGUAUCCAGAGCUGUUCAUUGAGUACAUCAAAUUACAUAUAAGAACUAAUCAUUAGGAAGGAAUAUUGACUUUAGAGAAAAAUAAGUAUUAUAAUAUGUAUAUUAUAUAAAAAUAUAUUGAAUCAUUGCGUUGAUUUUCAUAUUAGUAUAACAUUAUGACCAUACAAUUCUAGGAGACAGAAGAUUAAUCUAUAUGUUGUUUGAGAGAAUAAACCAAAUGCAUCUGCCAUUGUGUUUGUGAAAUCGUGGUGAUCUCUUUGUCAGGCUGUCAGGCUGUGGAGUCGCAGAGGAAGGCUGUGCUUCUCUGGUCUCAGCUCUGAAGUCAAACCCCUCACACCUGAGAGAGCUGGACCUGAGCUAUAAUCACCCAGGAGACUCAGGAGUCAGACUGCUCUCUGCUGGACUGGAGGAUCCACACUGCAGACUGGAGAAACUCAAUGUGGAACAUGGUAGAGAGAACACAAUGAAACCUGGGCUUAGAAAAUGUG
Salmo salar (Atlantic salmon) is the source of this 3136-nucleotide messenger RNA. Lineage: Eukaryota; Metazoa; Chordata; Actinopteri; Salmoniformes; Salmonidae. The record is from RefSeq and is a predicted model, not a curated record.